This is a messenger RNA of Macrosiphum euphorbiae (potato aphid), 456 nucleotides long. NCBI's taxonomy places the organism in Eukaryota, Metazoa, Arthropoda, Insecta, Hemiptera, Aphididae. The record is from the annotation of a GenBank genome assembly.
AUGGGUGACAAAGUAAGACAACGCGAGUUUAUUGAAAGACAUGUAGUUCCAGUUUUACUUAAAUAUAAAAUGAAAACACCAAAUUCUAAUAGAAAACUUAGCAAUAUGGCUUAUUUUUUAGAAGAAAAAGAAGUUGGAAAAAUUAGAGUAUGUAAGAAAAUGUUUGAAUCAACCUUAGUCAUAAGUGACAAAAUUAUAAGAAACUGCUUUAAUAGGUUGAAUACUGCAGGAAUAUUGGAACCAUUAAAUCAGGGAAAACAUGACAACCAUAAACGAAUUUCAGAAGAAAUGAAAAAAGAUGUGUUGGAUCAUAUUGAUUCAUUUCCUAGUAUAAGUUCUCAUUUUUUAAGAGCUCAAACGCAAAGGGAGUAUAUUGAUGGCAGCUUAACUAUUGCUGAAAUGUACAGAUUGUAUGUCAUUAGUCAAGAAGAAAACAAAAAAGGAAUGUGUACUUAA